Messenger RNA from Drosophila innubila, 2228 nucleotides. RefSeq names its product probable arginine--tRNA ligase, cytoplasmic (gene ArgRS). NCBI's taxonomy places the organism in Eukaryota, Metazoa, Arthropoda, Insecta, Diptera, Drosophilidae. The record is from RefSeq and is a predicted model, not a curated record. The coding region runs from base 43 to 2049 and encodes 668 amino acids. Gene Ontology annotation, cellular component: cytoplasm. Gene Ontology annotation, biological process: arginyl-tRNA aminoacylation. Gene Ontology annotation, molecular function: ATP binding; arginine-tRNA ligase activity. The transcript is spliced from 5 exons.
AACUCGUAACGUGGUCCGAUUCUUGUAAAUAAUAUCUGUGGCAUGUCUUCGUUAAUAACUGAGUUAAAUAAGCUUUCCUGCUUGGAAAAUGUGGCAACAGAACUAUGUGCAAAAAUGCAACUUUCGAACCCAAGGGAAUGUUCGCCAUUUGUUAAAUGUAAUGAUGCCGUGAUCGAGCUGCUGAUUGAAAAUACGAAACUUAAGCACCGUCUUGCCAUAAUCAACCAAGCAAUAUCCGCUGAGAAGGAAUCCGUCCUGAAAAUUAACAUUAAUUCUGCACUUUUGAUUACGGAGCACUUGGAGAAUAUAUUUUCCCAAGCGAUUGGACUAGCUUACCCUGCCUUCAGUCAAAUUCCUGUUAUCAUUGCUGCAGUAAAUAAUGUGGCGUCGAAAUACGGAGAUUACCAAUGUAACAAUGCCAUGGGAUUGGCAAAGAAAAUGAAAGAAACUGGUAUUAACAUAACACCGCGUGAGAUUGCUGUAAAUAUACAGAGGUGCUGCCCGGCUUCACCAAUAAUAGAGAAGAUAGAAGUGGCUGGCGCAGGUUUCGUGAAUGUUUUUCUUAGCAAAAAAUAUGCUGUAGAUGCCUUAACCAAUAUGUUACGUGUUGGCAUCAGCCCACCGAGCGUGCCUAAAAAACGCGUUUUAGUCGACUUUUCCUCGCCGAAUAUUGCAAAGCAAAUGCAUGUUGGCCAUUUACGUUCUACUAUUAUUGGCGAGUCAAUAUGCCGCCUUCUAGAGUUCUUACAACAUGAUGUAAUCCGCAUAAAUCAUCUGGGCGAUUGGGGUACACAGUUUGGGAUGCUAAUUGCGCAUCUUGAAGAUCGAUUUCCCCAUUUCCUGACUGAGAGUCCACCAAUCGGAGACUUACAAGCUUUUUACAAGGAAUCAAAAAAACGUUUUGAUGAUGAUGAUGAUUUCAAAAAACGAGCCUAUAACCACGUUGUAACUCUUCAAGCCGGUGACGAAAAAUCAAUAAAGGCAUGGCAACUCAUAUGUGAUGUUUCGCGUCAAGAGUUUAAAAAAAUUUAUAAUCGAUUGGACGUAACUAUCAAGGAACGUGGCGAAUCAUUUUAUCAAUCACGCAUGCUGUCAAUCGUAGAAUUCUUGCAAAGGAAAGAUUUGUUGGAACUGGACGAUGGACGCAAAAUUAUGUGGCCGAACGUCAAAAAGAGUGGAAUACCGUUAACCAUUGUAAAAUCUGAUGGUGGUUUUACAUAUGACACUUCUGAUAUGGCUGCCAUUAGACAUCGAAUAGAAGAAGAACUUGCAAAUUGGUUAAUCUACGUUGUGGAUUCUGGUCAAAGCACUCACUUUAAUUCUAUCUUUGAAGCUGCAGAGCGAUGCGGCAUUGUUAAUCUGAAUAUGCAUCGUAUCGAUCACGUUCAGUUUGGCGUAGUUCUAGGGGAAGAUGGCAAGAAAUUUAAGACACGCUCGGGAGAUACUGUCAAGUUGUCCGAUUUGUUAGACGAGGGAAUGAAGUACUCUUUGAAACAGCUACAGCAAAGAGGUCGUGACCAAAUUUUGUCACCAAAAGAGUUGAGCGAUGCACAAGAAGCAAUAGCGUACGGUUGUAUCAAGUAUGCAGAUUUAUGUCACAACCGUAUAAGCGAUUAUGUGUUUUCUUUUGAUAAAAUGCUGGACGAUCGAGGAAAUACUGCAGUUUAUUUACUGUACACAUACACACGCAUUUGCUCAAUUGCUCGCAGUUCAGGCGAGGAUUUUACCAAUUUGUCAAAGAUUUUAGAUACAUUUAACUUAUUGUUGGAACAUGAAAAAGAAUGGAAACUUGCUAAAACGUUGCUGAAGUUGUACGACAUAAUAAUGAAGUGUUCAAAUGGCUUAUAUCUUCACUUUCUUUGUGAGUAUUGUUUUGAGGUCUGCACUGCAUUUACUGAGUUCUAUGAUAGUUGUUACUGCAUUGAAAAAGACAAGUCGGGUCGAAUUAUUAAAGUUCACCACAGCAGAAUUUUAAUAUGCGAAGUAACGGCUGCCGUAUUGCGAAAAUGUUUUUAUAUUUUAGGAUUGAACCCUGUUGCUAAAAUGUAAUUAUAUUCAACUACGAAAAUUGCUCAAUAUAUGCAUAUAAAAAAACACGAUAAAAUCAAAAAUUAAGUAUAUUUCACUUUACUAAAGAAGGGAAAUAUAUAUCACAUGGCAAAACAAUGUAAGCUUCAUUAAAAAAAUAAAUAUCAGUAUCGAUAUAGUAAUGACAUAUACAGAUUAAA